Messenger RNA from Porites lobata, 11005 nucleotides. The record is from the annotation of a GenBank genome assembly. Lineage: Eukaryota; Metazoa; Cnidaria; Anthozoa; Scleractinia; Poritidae.
AUGGCGGCAAAAUGGUCUGCCUUGACCCUCGAGGAGAGAAUUGAGAAGGCAGAGAAACUGUUCGAAAGAAGCCAAAAUUUACAAAAAUCAAUCGAGGGACUGUCAAAAUUAAAGAGGAAAAUAUUAGCUGAAGUUAAGUUCCUAAAAUCGGUUCGUAUUAUCAUCAAUCAGCCUACGUACAAUUGUAGCUUCAUAAUUUUGUAUGUUUGUUAAAAAUGAUUCUGCCGUAGAGAGCAUCCUUGACUUCUUGACCCGUACAUCUGAAGAACGUAAAGUGGUCUUGGUAGUGCUAGAGUGUAGUGUUAUGAAACAAUUCGCAUGUUUUUUUUCCCCAGCUAAGCGUUGAUGCAACUCCUUUGAAAGACUCGCACAUGAAAAGCACAAACCUUCUAUUUCUUGAAGCUGUGCUGGCAACAGCUGAAGAAGAGAAAGAUGUGUGUGCUGUUUUCAAGCCUUUUUGGGAUAUCACACGGGAGUUGAACUAUGUAGUGGAUGUUGUUGCCGACAAUGGAUAUUACUGGAUUAAGGUUACAGCAAGAAAUGCAUCUGCACUUCAUAGGACAUGGCAAGGUAACAAUCUGUACAUUUUGUUUUAAAUAAAUUACAAAAGCCAUCACAGGGUUUUCAAUAAGAUUUUAAGUAGGUGGCAAAAGCUUUGGAGUAGGUGGAGGAGGAAAAAAAACUUGUGGCAAAGGAGCAACUUGCCAGUGCCCAAAGGGCUAGUUACUGGAAAAAUAUUUACAAGAGUAGAGUCUUUGAACAGAACACAGACAUCAUUAAAUUUUGGCUUUUUUAUUCAGUGACUCUAUUAAACUGGCGUAAUUUGUAAAGAGAAGUAGGUGGAAAGUUCACGUGAAAUAGGUGGCGAUUUACCACACCACUGGCUCUUAAUGAAAACCCUGCAUCAAACAUGCCAUUUACCUUACCAAGUGGCUAUUCAUCCUGAGAAGAGGCAGGUUAGGGUUAAGCACUGACUCAAAAUGGUAGGCUUCUAUUUAGGGUUAGGGUUCUUGUUAUGUAACUUCAAAUCAAACUUAAAUCAGUAGUGAAUCCUCAGUGGUCUACCAUGGGGUGGGGUGGGAUGGGUACUCCCUAUAAUGGCCUAUAUGAGAAGGCUCCGACGGACCAUUUCAGUUAUAUGAAAGGGUAGGGAUUUUACUUGUUGACGUAUACAAAAGGGUAGGGUAGCCCAGAGGGCUAACAGAUAAAUUUUAUGGCUGUAUAAAGUCAAGAAAACGUUGUAUUUUUGUGAUUGAUUCCUAUUUAAAUGACAAUGCAUUUACAGCAGUUUUAAAAAGGGAUGCACAGCUCUAAACAAGGUAUGUGAAAGGGGUUCCAUUUAUCAUUAUAAAAUAACUAAGAUAGUAUGUGUGCUCUGAUUGGCUGAGAGGCGUGUUUGCUUGAGAGUAUGUAAACAUGGUUGUGACAUCAAGAUGUUUUGCUUUUCGCAUGCUAAUCAUGCAAGCACGAAUGUGAAAAAGGUUUUGAGUUGAAAACCUUGACAAGUUUACUUUAUUCACCCAUUUCCUCGUCGGCUGAAACUUGGAAAAUCUCUAGAAACAUGCUGUGUCGCUUGUGCUGACAUUUUAAGUGAGAAAAAACACCACAUUUUGGAAAGCAUAUUUUUGCAGAACAAGGACUGCUUACGCGUAAAAACUUCGUGUGCAAGACUUCGCGACUUGUAAGAAUUUGUCUUUUAAUCAGUGCUCUAAACAAGAGAGUUUUGCUUUUUUUCUCGGGAAAGUUAUUUUAUAACAGCAAUAGAAAACUUUUUUCCUGUGUUUGCAUAUCCUGAUUUAAACACUUGAGGGGUUAGGAGAAUUCUCGACAGUUAUGCAAACUCGAGACGAAGUCGAGGGUUUGCAUAACUGUCUCGAAUUCUCCCAACCCCUCUUGUGUUUAUAUCAGGCUAUGCAAACAUGGAAAACGUUUUCUAUUGCUUAAAUAGAAGGUAUAUGAAAGGGGCACCUUUUUUGUGAAAAGUGGUAUAUGAAAGGGUAAGCGGUUGGACCUCAGGGCGCAACCUCCCUGUAUAAAAAUUUGUUGACUACCCCCCCCCCGCCAUCUGGGUGGUCUACAGUUUAGACUGCAGACCCAUACUCUGAGUUGGAAUCUCACUCCGUUACUCUAAAUGUUUUUUUCAUUUAAAAUUGAAGAGACUUUUUUUAUGAACAUCUGUUGAGCAGAAAUUUCAAUGGCGGUAGAAUACAUUACUUCUGAAAAUGGUAUGAAUUUAACUCAUAAAAUGUGGUCACAAUUUUGCUUCUGUAGAAAGAAUCCUGUAUGAUUAGGAAGUACAAGCUGGUGUAUGGAUCCGUACAAAUAACCAGUGGGUUUACAUUAUGUAUCAAGAUCAACAUGUCUCCCUCUGGCAAACCCUGGGGACAUCAAUGGGUCAUGCAGGGGUUUGACAACUUACUGUAGUUCAUACUGAGGUGGGGAAUUUAACACAAAACAAAGUGCAUCAUUUUUCACGUUUCUAAUACCAUGAUGAAAAUCAUAGGUUUCAUUUGCAUUAGUCACUGGUGAUUGUUCCUGCCAAGUGAAGAGAGAUGGCUAGCUGCAUGAACCAGUGAUCUUGUCUUUGAUGUAAAUUGAAAAAAUUGAUUUACGGUACAUUGUAUGCAGUUAGUUCACCAGAGGUGAAAAUUGUUCUCCAAGCUUCUACCACUUUUAAAUUUUUAAAAACAAAACUUGAGUCCUAUGCUGAGCCCUUGGAUUAUUAUGGUCAAAUUCAUUGUAAAGUUAGCUACAGUGUACGUAAAUUAUGAGAAAAUGUGCUGAUUAUGUAAUUAUACUUACAGGUCAUGGUGACUUUGGUGAUAAAGACAUAGUCUAUCAAGCCAAGGUACUGUGUGUUGUGUGUGUAGAGAAGAAUUUAUCGUUAAAACCAGAGGCAUCUUUGAAUGGCAAUGUUUUCUUCUUGGUGUUAAAGUGGUUGAUUUUCAAAAGUAGGGGCAGGGCUUGAAAAAAGUCCCAUCCGGUUAUCCAGAAAAGAUAGAAAUCUAAAUGUAAAGGUAGCUAAAAAUUAAUGUGUAGAAGGGGUUUUGAUUUUUGUACGCUUCUACUGUAUUUCAAAAGCAUCAACCAGCAGUUAUGGUAACUAGAAAAACCCAGUUUUAGUCAACUUUUUUUUUAUUAAUAUUAGUGGUAUAUACACUUAAUGUCAGAUCCCGAGGGAAACAGUUAGUUUUGUUUUCCUGAGAGUCCUGAUGUUUCCCUCGACUUCAUCUUGGGAAACAUCAGGACUUGAGGGAAAACAAAACUAACUGGUUUCCCAAGGGACCUGACAUUAAGUGUUUUGUUAUAUUUGUUGUAUUACAAUUUGGAUACAUUAGAUUUUAGUCAAGGCUACGUGACCAAGAAUCAACCAAUGGCAGUCCCUGUUUAGUUGAGUGAAAGUCUAGGAAUAUAACAAUAGUAAAUGUUCUCUGAUCUUGGCAAAGUCUGGGUUGAAACAACCAAUGUAAUUCUGAGCAUGGUUUCUGAAAGGCUGAUUAGUGCUAAUACAGGAUUAAAAUUUUGUUGCAUUUUUCGAUUAACCUUCCUCUGUAUUGCUUAGAGUAACAUUUUGUCUUAUCAUUACCGUAUCUUGAAGUGAAGGCUCAACAGUAUUUUGUAAGCUUGAGUUGCGUUUUCUUAGACAAGAAAACUUUGAUUUAAAUUUUGCUUAAUCCUGGGUUAAACUUAACCAUCUUUCAAGGAACCAGGUCCUGGCCCUAUAAAUCUUUUGCAGUUUUAGUGACUUACAUGUGUAGUGGUUGUUGCCUGUAUCACAGAUGAAUCUAAACUCUGGUUAAGUCCGUCUGCCAAACAGUGCUGAAAUCCUUGUUCUGGGCCCCAGCUGUUUACCUGGAUUCAAAAACUGUUAAAUGUUUCUUUCAAUAUUUGUCCCCAUUUUGCAAUGCAAAGGGUUUUUAGCAUAACAGACAAUAUGGUCUUACCUUCAAUCCAAAGUGCUGCUAGUAUGUUGCUAAUGUGUCGAUUAACUGUUGAUCAGUCAUCUGUUAGUUUAGUAUUGUUGUUCUUCACAAUUACCCAUUGUUUUGGCUGGACACAAAUGAGCCAUGACCAAGCUAAAAUUUGUUUGGCCGGUCAACAUGACCAACAACAGUCCAAAAACUACUAUAGUUUGUGCCCUGCUGUUACUACCACUGUAUCCUUGCUUAUUAAUUUUCCUACUUUAUUGGACAGGAAUUAAAAGCAGUGAGUAAGCAACAUCUAUUGAACUAUUCAGCACCACUUAUCAUGGUAUCCUGUUUUAAUGGAAUCACAGAAUCGUUAGCAAGUGAGUAGAGAUUUAAAUACAGCUAGAAACUUUGUAAGAAGAGAAUUAUAAUAUCAUAGUGCCUUAUUUUUGGGCACAUGCACAAUGCUAUGUUAAAGGCUUUAGGCAGGCGUAAAAUUUUAACGUUGUAUGCAGGUGUAAGUUUGUUACAGCUUUUGUUUCUCUAUUCUGAAACAGAAGAAGAGAGAGACGGGCAAAAAACAUAUAUUGAUUUUUGCAGGCUAGUAAACAUAGUGAAUGAAUAGAGAGUGAGACUGGGGAGAGAUGUGAGAAAGUAACAAGUUAAAAUGUUUUGUCUCUCUCGGAUUGCAUGCUUUGUGCAAAGAAAACUAUUUUAAUUGAGAAAAAUACAACUAUUUUGCAGUCUAUGUUUGUCAUUCGUAAAACUAUUGACACAAUAGAUGACCUUUGGCUUAAGAGGAAACAGGGUCUGGAAUGGGGGAUCCUGCUCCUGAAUUUCCACUCCAUUUUCACAUUUUCCUCCGGCACUUUUUUCGUUGUUUUCUUGAAUCCCAUUUUUUUGUUUCCCAAGUACAUUAGUUCAAAGUCUUUUGGAAGGAAAAAAGUGGAAGAAAUGAAGAGGAAGAGAGGAAGGUUUUUUCCCCCUCUCUCCCUACUCCCAUCCCCUCGAUGUUUUUCCCUGCUCACUUUUCUUUGCACCUCCUCCAGUCGUCUUCAACAGGCUAUUAUCUGGGGCUAGAAGACUCGUCUGAUUUAAGGGAACAGAGCUGAGACCAUUGUACUGUUUCCCAUAUCUUAAGUUUAACUGAUCAAAUAAUUUUGAGAUUAAUAAUAGAUGUAAAAAGUUUGAGCAAUUACUGGUAUGCUAGGACCACGAGCUCAUUUCUGGCAUCCAGUUGUAACAGUGGGGCUUUAGUCCGCUCGUCUGUUUGUAAAUUAUUAUUACUGGACAGCCUGGGUCAAUUUUUUUAUUUAUAGCUUGCUUUGAUGGGAGACACCACUUAAACGCUCACCUGGUUGAUUUGCAUUUGCUGCUAGAACCUAAGAUUUCUCGACAGACAUUCAAAUAAUCCCACUUCCCAUGCCCAAAUUUUGGUGGAUUACGCUUCCCAGAUAGCAGUCUUAUCCCUUUUCCUGACUGUCAAGAUAUUUUGGAUUUUUCCGAAUCAUCUAGUGAACUUUGAUCAAAUCCCAGAUCCCGUAAAUACCCUUCCAGACCCUGGGAAAGCCAUUACAGAUCAUGGGGGUGGGGUGGGGAGGGGAGGGUGGGGAGGGUGGGGAGGGUGGGGGUGGUUGUAUUAGAAGGUCUUUGGUUUAGUCCACUGGGUCUUUGUUCUGGUCCAUAGGUUUUCUUUUUAGUCCAAAGGUUCUCAGCUAAAAGGUCUUUGUUUCAGAAACAUCCCUUGUAUAUUACUAACUUUUCUACUUGUUUCUUUUUUAAAAGAGGCAUUGGCAAACAUAGAUGUCUGUGUUAAAGGUCAAGUUUUGCCUGAUUCUGGAAAAGAAGCUCUAGUCGGCCAUGUUGAUCGACAACUCAUAAAUUACUUCAGUCCUCAUAAGAAACAAUGGUAAACUAGCUAUAUGUGUAGUUUUUUAAUCUUAAUGUGGCACUUACAUGUACAUGACUUGUAAAGUUUAUUGUCUAAACAUAUUGGGCUUGUUAUUAAAAUAGAGUUUGGUAAGUGUUAAAACAGCAUUGUAAGCCAUUUUAAAUCUGUUCAACCCUCACAUCUUAACAUUGUUUGCUGUUAACUAGGUCAAGAAGGCUUCCGGUCCAGACUAGAGAGCCAUUUUUGUACUCAAAAUAUACCUGUUACUAGCAGAUCAGUAGGCCCCUGAAUCUCUUAAACCACAGUUAGAAAAGCAUAUUUGGUUUCAUUUCUUCCAAUAAAGAAAUUUUUAUCAUGAUUUUUAAUUCAUGGCAGACCUUUCUCUGUCAGCAUUUUCCCUAGAAGUUUGGUUAGGGUGAGGUGUAUUAUGACUUGUUGUCAUUCUGAAAUCAGUAGAAUUCUUCUACUGUGUAGCUCGUUCAGGAAUAAGGGUAAAACCAUAACAGUUUUGAAAAUGGCAGGUCUCUGUCCACAUACAACAAAAAAACUUCAAGGGAAGGCAAAUUCACAUUGCAGUAGAUUCGUUCCAUUUUAGGAAAAUAUUGAUGUGUUGGAAAAGUUGGUGGGAAAUCCAUCAGCAUGCAGUCAAGUGCCCUUGCAUUUGCUAGCAUUUGUGGUGGUGAUUUAACAUCUAUGAUGUACAGUAAAUAUCAUAUAUUACUCAGUUAUUGGAAUACAGUCUAUGUCAGUUGGGACUUUUUCAAUGGUGAACAGAUUACUUCUUUGCAAAAGCCAAAGAUAGACUUUAUGAUAUUGUUUUGUGAGAUACUGAGUAAUCACAUAGUUUUCAAAACGACUCACCUGCUGUGAAGUAAUGACUUCUAGAACAAUUUAAAAUUUGGGAAAAAUAACUAGAGUGAUAAUUACAUUUUGUUAUAUAGUCACACAAUAAGCUAGGGUUGUUUCCUUUAUUAGCGACUGUGUCAAUCUGGAUAUAACCACUAUGAUUGCUUACAUUUCAUCACUGACCAAUGGUGGCUGUAGAUUUGUAUUCAAGGUACAUGUACAUGUAAGAUUCCUAAAUAAAAAUAAUAAUGCUUAUACAGUGGAACCUUGAUAUAACGACUCUUUGUAACGAAGUCUCACAAAAUCUAGUCGGAUUGAGUUCGAUUUUGUUCCAUUUGUUCAAUUGGUUUGAUAAAUCAAACUCAGAGCAAAAUAGAUGUUCGACCAGGUUUGAUUACCGAAUCUAAUCAAACGAUUGGUGUUUGAUUGGGUUUGAUUGAAUUUUGUUUUGAUUUUGUUCAAUUAGAUAUGCCGGCUUUAUUACAUGGAGGUUCCACUGUAUAAAUUUAGUAAAUUGUUUUGCAUCAAGAAUAAUCCUUAACCCUUUAAGCCCCAAUGUCCACAUACAAAUUCUCCAAACUGAUCUCUAUAUAUUUCCUUAAAGAAUGAGUUGAGAGAAUUUGACAAAAGAUCAAAGCAUUUUCUUUUAGGUGAUCAUUUUAUUAAUUCUGAUAACCUAUUCUCUUGACAAUCUACGGAUAUCAUUGGGAGAAAAUUGAUGUUGGUCACUAUUGGGACUUAAAGGGUUAAUAAUAAAAGCUACAUGGAUGAUCUUGAAUAGUUCCUCAAAUCCCUACAAACCUUGACUGUGAAAUUACAUAAAAGUAGACCACAGAAUCAUUAUUUGAAAUUGAGGUUAAAAAAUAAUACAUGCUUUAGAACUAUGAGUGAUCAUGAAUCUUAAUUUCAUUCCUAAAGUGUUAAUUGAGAAAAAAGAGUUCACUUUGCCCCCCAUGGUAAGGAAUAGAUUUGGAUUGAAAGCCUGUCAAUAAAGUGAUGUAAUGAAUUCUUUUAGUUUGUCUAAGUGUGCUCAACAAAAAUCAUGUUUUCUUGUUAUCUUCCUCGGUAUGAUCAACAGGAAAGCAUUUUGACUAAACAGGCAAAAGAAGAACGAACGAAUCCUGUGCUACCUAAGCUUAAGGAAUUUCUAGAAGGUAAAGAAAUUUUGCACACCUGCCAACCUUGAUCUGAUGACCAAGAGCCUAUUUAAAAUAAUUCACUGUUUUUUGUUGCUAUUUGGUAGGUAAAAGGUUGUUUGCAUGCCAGUCAGCUGUGAGAGACUUUGAUGACAUUUUAAGAACAGUUGGUGGUGAAAAGGAGCAACAAAGGGCAAGGUACAGUACUUAAAUCAAAUGAUCAUUGACAAUAGUGAAGUUACUUUUUGAAUCAUGAUUGUAAAGAUUUCAUGGUUGUUUGGCUUUUAGUUCAAUUUAAGUUUGACUUAAAGAAGUGUACUUAUAUAGUGCAGCCUGUUUCAGGUGUUCAGAUGGUGAGGACAGCUCAAAGAUAAGUGGUUGGGAAAAAAGAUAAUGAAGGGGUGGGGUUAGAGAGGUCCCUCUUCCUUUCUUUUGCCUUGUCCCCUCCCCUUUUCAUCUUUCGCCAUUCUCAACUUUCUGAACGCCUGAAACAGGCUUAAGAUAGUGGGGUAAGGUAAACAUGUGCCAUUUGUAACAUAGUUUUUUUUGUAAGCGAUCAAAGUUGGAUACAAAAAUUAGACUUGAAAUGUUUUUUUGUUCAACUUUGAAGAAAUUCCAAGAAAAAGACUAUUAGAGGGCAAAAAGUCCUGGUGCUCUUAUAGGUGACAAAAAACUGCUUCAUACCCUUAGAUGCGCUAUUAUUGUUAUGGCCUUCCUGAUGGGCUGUUAGCAAGGUUUAUGAAAGUUUUGUUGAAGAAACCAAAAAUUCAUGUUUUUCUACACAUGCAUAGUUGAGUCUGUAUUACACUCUUAACACUUUCUACCUUGUCACAUAAAUCUGUAUUACCCUUUCAGAGCAUCCAUGGAAAAGAAGAAAAGAAAAAUAGACGGCUAUGAAUAAUUUAGUUAACAGUCUAACUUCACCAAAGCGGUUUCAAUACUCUUACUUCUACUGUAUUUAUUUGUAUUUUGUCUCAAGAUAUAGGCCUGUCCUGGUAAAAUAAUAAUAUUAAUGAUGAUGAUGAUGAUAAAGAUAAUAGUGAUAAUUAUCAUUAUUAUUUUAUUAUUAUUAUCUAGAGCACUGCUUGAUCAAGUCACAGUUGUUGAAGAUAAUCCAUCAGUAAGAUCCACCUGUUUACAACCAAGUGCAAGUAUUAAAGAGCGAUCUAAGGUACGUUGAAGUGAAAAUAUUAUUAGGGAAAUUAUCUUCUUUAGCUCCCCUGUUGAUGCUCCAGUUUUUUUCAUACAUGUAGCUAUAUUUGUGUAGUCAGUGGGGAACUUAUAAACACUUGGACAGAAUUUGCUCUAACACAGAUGGCUUUUUAUUUAGUAAAUUUUUGUACUCUGGCUAUUUUAAAAAAUUCUGGGGUUGAAAGUAAUGCAAGGAGCAACCAGUGGGUAUCUUUUCAACCAGGUGGUGACAGAUGUGUGACUAAGUGGCUAUAUUUACUGUGGUGAGUAAUGUGUGUACAAUGUGUGUGCAAUGUGAAUAGUUAGUAAUGGCUAUACACUAGGUAAAAUAUUUGCUUAAAAUCUGUAUUUACCGUUACAAUGGUAAUCAAAAGGCAUAUGCAGUUCAGGCAAAAAAGAAAAAAAAGACACCUAAACUCCGCCUUAGGGCCACCUCGGUAUAACGGUCACCUCGUUAUUACGGCCACUUUUUUUGCUGCCUGGCAAAACGGCCAUUCUUGUAAAAAAAAACCCUCGUUAAUACGGUCACCCGUUAAUGUGGCAAAUUUUUUUUUCCCAUUGGUGACCGUAUUAACAGGGCUCCACUGUACUGCAAAAGAAGGUUUACAUGAAGCAUCACCCAAACGGCAUUUUAAAGAAUAUUAUGGUAUUUUCCACUCUGGCCAAUUACUUGUGGGGGGCAAGAGAUGGUGCAGUGGCAAAAGUACUCGCCUCCCACCAAUGUGGCACAGGUGUUGACACCAUGUCUGAGAUGAGUUUGUUGUUGAUUCUCUCCCUUUACCCUGAGUGGUUUUUCUCUGUCCUUAAAAACCAGGAAUGGUAAACGAAAAACCACUGCUAACAUGUAUGUGGAUAUGCUACCUCUAGAUCAUUAUUUUAUUCAUUAUUAAAAAAAUUACCUAUCUUAUCAAACGUUUUGCUGUACGCAUUCUAGAUAAUUUUUGGUACUGGAGAUUCACUGAAAGCCAUCACCGCCACAGCGAAUGUUGGAUUCACCAGAGCAGCUGCUAGUCAGGUAAUCCCCAAAAUUCCGUUUUAAACUUACAGCUGUAUGAUCAACUUAGUUGUAGUCUUGUAAUAUCCUGUUUGUUGUAAGAGGUGAAAAAAUUUCAUCUGAAUGGUCAAAAUUUAGUGGGUAACAUUUGAUAACGGGACUGUUGGUCUUUAAUAUUUUACGUGUAGAGUUAUUUGGAAGCAGCAAGGAGGAAGCAAGGAGAAUAAUAUUUAUUUUUCUUCCUCCACAAGCAGUACUAAACUGUCUCUAAGUCAUUAGCUGUUUUAACAUUAACGUAAGUCAAGUAGAGAGAAUAGAUAUCUAGCAUUUACACAAGAAAACUCUAAGUUCUGCUUGGAAAAUCAAAUAGUUUGCGCCAUUUCAUUUAGGAAUUAUUCGAAGCUUUUGAAAAUAUGGGCUGUGAUUUGCGGCAAUGAAAAACACUUUUUCUACAGUUCUACAGUCCUCAUCUUAAAACUCCCAUUUGCUAGAGUUCCAUUUCAAGUAACGCAGCCUGUUGCUUUCAAACACUGGCCCUUUUUAAGACAAAAACCAUUUAUUUCACUACCCAGAUGGCAACGAGAGACCACAUUUCCUCAUUCUUAUUUAUUUCAUUUUGCAUUUAAAAUUAAGGUUUGUUUUUAAUCUGAUUCGAUAGAAUUGGAUUGUUUUAACCACACUGUUGAAAUCCAGUCUUGAAACUUACCACCCUGUUCAAUCCCUGUAUAAGCCACAUAAGGGCCCAGGAAUUCCCCUUUAUACCUGACGGUUGAUUUCCAUUGUUUUACCACAAUAAAAAAAAUCAUGUCUUGCAUUUUAGGGUGUUGAAUUCAGUGUAUUUCUUCACGAGUCACGGGCUUUGACUGAGUCCAAAGAAUUUCAAGCAUCUCCAAUUUGUGAAUCCGGACAAGACGUUACUUAACGACAGCUUACUGCUGACCAGUUUGAUGAAUCAGUUAGAGACCUACAAUGUACAUGUAGCUGUGUCAUUGUACUGAUAUAUUGCUUUUGAUAAAUGAUGUGCAAAAAUACAACCCAC